AUGGCAGAUAUGAGGUUUCUUGUUGCUUGCCUUGUGCUUUUGGUGCAUUAUUCUUGCGAGGCACUCGCAGUUGGCAACACUACUGUCAAGUGUAGAGUCAAGGAACGACUCUCCCUUCUUUCUCUCAAACGUGGCUUUGUUGAUCCCCGUGGCUGCCUCUCUUCUUGGCGAAGUUCAGAGAACCACACAGAUUGUUGCACAUGGUAUGGCGUUCUCUGUGACAGCCAAACGGGCCAUGUGGAUUCACUCCGUCUUGAUCAGUGUAAUUUGGAAGGUACAAUUUCUCCGUCAUUGGCUGAAUUGCAUCAUUUAAAAUAUUUGGACCUUGGUUUCCAAAAUUUCUCUCCAACUAAAUUCCCAGACUCCAUUCUUUCUUUAAAGAGAUUGCAAAGUCUCGAUCUCUCCUUCACAAAUUUGACAGGAAACAUUCCUUUCAAUUUGGGAUAUUUGUCGCGCUUGCAAAUACUUGACCUUCAGGGAAACCAUCUUGAAGGUGGCAUACCCAAAUCCUUGGCUUUAUGCAACUUAAUAGAUUUGGAUCUAUUUGACAACUCCUUGAGUGGACAAUUAGAUGACUUCGUUGCAUCAUUCGACCACUGUGCCAACAUAUCACUACAGAACUUAGAUUUAUCUUAUAAUCGGUUUACGGGGUCGGUACCUAAUUUCUCACGGUUCUCAUUUUUGGAAAGAUUAUAUCUCUCCAACAAUCAACUCAAUGGAACUGUAAAUGAUGGCAUUGGAUUAUUGUCAAAGCUGCAGUUUUUAGACAUUACCAAUAAUUUCUUGCAUGGUGUCAUAACUGAAACUCAUUUCUCGAGGCUCUCUCAGCUAGAAUCCUUGGGGUUGUCUCUUAACAACUUGGAAUUUAGAAUCAGUCCUGAUUGGAUCCCCCCUUUUCAGUUAGCCGACAUUGAUUUAAGAUCAUGUAAGUUGGGCCCUGGCUUUCCAAAUUGGCUUCGAACGCAGAAGUCGGGUUCCUCAUUAGAUAUUUCAAAUGCUGAAAUUUCUAGUACGAUGCCAAGUUGGUUUUGGGAUUUGUCAUUUAAAUCCAUGAACCUUUCACACAACCAAAUGACUGGAGAAAUACAAAAUUUUCAACUCGGAAAUGGUUCUCUUGCUAUGAAUUUGGAUUUGAGCUCAAAUUUGUUCGAAGGCUCAAUUCCAUCAAAUUUAUCACAUACAGCCUUGGCAUUGUUUCUAUCUGAUAAUAAAUUCACAGAUGCUAGUACUUUCUUAUGUCCGAAUGAGACCGUGGUAUUAGAGAUCCUAGAUCUCUCAAACAAUCAACUAUCAGGAGUGCUUCCAGAUUGUUGGAAAUAUUUUGAAUCAUUAGCCCUUCUUGAUGUUGCAAACAAUAGCCUAUACGGAGAAAUUCCAACAUCAAUGGGUUCAUUGAUAAAUAUACAAUCCUUACAUUUAGGGUUCAAUAAAUUCUCGGGUGAAAUACCUUUGUCUCUGAAUAAAUGCACGGAGCUAGUGGAUUUUGAUGCUGUCGAAAAUGAUUUUAAGGGAUUAGUACCACGCUGGAUUGGAGAUGGGCUUAAGGGGCUAAGCAUCCUCAUUUUGAGAUCCAACAUGUUUUUUGGAAGCUUGCCACUCAAAUCAAACAAAUUUUGA
Molecule: messenger RNA, 1617 nt
Organism: Neltuma alba
Lineage: Eukaryota; Viridiplantae; Streptophyta; Magnoliopsida; Fabales; Fabaceae
Product: receptor-like protein EIX2
Exons: 2
Coding region: 1-1617 (538 amino acids)
Molecular function (GO): protein binding
Source: RefSeq, a predicted model, not a curated record